AUGGCGUUCAGUGGAUUAUCAUCACAGACUCUCAACUAUGCCAGGAUUUGCUUCCUAUUGUCAUGCGCUUUCUUCGUGCUGAAGGACCCUACCGCCGUGUGUCGCUACUCUAUGCUUGUUCUUCUAGCUGGAUCGUUCAAACUGCCCCUCGUCAACUUGGAGCCCCAAGACCCUCGAAAUGGUGUUAUUUCCCUGUUUUUGCUGAUGCUGGCUGUCUCGGAUCUGGUGCCUCUUCUGGAGUCAAAUGUGCAGUACUUUGAAUCGGUGGUUCCCACGCGUGUGCUCAUUCUGUUCACUCUAGCUGGUUUCUGCUAUUUUUCGAGUUCUAUCUAUGUUGCUAAUAGUCUUGUAUUUGGCUAUGUUUUCAUGGAAAUUUGGUUUUCAUUGAUGAUAUUCAGUUCUCUUCGCGAUGAAAAGUUUCAGAGGAUGAAGAAGUUGUCUGAGAAAAUUCAGACUGCCGAGGAGGAAGAUGACGAUGAAUAUCAGAGGAUUGUCCAUGAUGUUCAUGAAAGAUCCGAACAGAGUGGAUUAUAA
Kuraishia capsulata CBS 1993 is the source of this 534-nucleotide messenger RNA. RefSeq lists its product as uncharacterized. The record is from RefSeq and is a predicted model, not a curated record. NCBI's taxonomy places the organism in Eukaryota, Fungi, Ascomycota, Pichiomycetes, Pichiales, Pichiaceae. The coding region runs from base 1 to 534 and encodes 177 amino acids. The transcript has 2 exons.